CAAUAUAUUAUGAUACAAUACAUAACUACCCGCCGCGUCAAAUAAAGUAUCAGUUGCGGCAAAAUGUAUACUCCUGUCCUAUAGUAACUUAUAUACCAAAAAUACUACAAGGUCAGUAAUAUCGUUUUGUUUACAAAUUUGUGCCGACCACCUGCUCGACGAAAUGCUCAGCCGGAGUUAUUGCAUGUUCUCGGCGACUUAUGAGUCCUUUACUUGGUCUUCAUGUACAUAUUCUAUCUCCCAGGCUAGUAGUGCCAGUAUAGCUUCUUCUGUAACAUCUUUAAGUUUUGGAAGAAGAAAGGGGAGAGUUGUUUUCAUGGCUGUAUCCAAUAACAGAGCUAACCAUAGAAAACUUCCAAAGAACCUUAGAAAUCCUCGACGACCCAAGCUCCCACCAGAUAUGGACUAUAGUUUUAAAAGGGUUUUGUAUGAGGGAGUUGUAAGUGAGGCUUGUUCUGAUGGAAUUGAUGAAGAAUUGGAGAUGGGGGUAGAAAAAGGAAGGAUGUGUGAUGAUGAUGAUGAGGGAAUUAUAUGGGAGUCAGAUGAGAUGGAAGCAAUUUCAUCUCUUUUUAAAGGGAGGAUCCCUCAGAAGCCUGGAAAAUUGGAUAGAGAGAGGCCUCUACCUCUGCCACUUCCUUACAAGAUUCGACCUUUAGGACUUCCUACACAAAAGGGAUUCACAAAUCGUUCGAGGCAAUCCAUAUCAACGCAAGUGUAUAAGAAUCCUACUUUCUUGAUUGGUUUGGCGAAAGAAAUACAAGGCCUUUCAACUGAGGAAAAUGUAUCAAAGGUUCUCAGUAAAUGGAGUCCAUUUCUUAGGAAGGGAUCGUUGUCGUUGACAAUCCGAGAGUUGGGUUACUUGGGGCUUCCGGAGAGAGCUCUGGAAACAUUCUGUUGGGUGAAGAAACAACCCCAUCUUUUCCCAGAUGAUCAUAUUCUUGGUUCUACCAUUGAAGUUUUGGCGGGGUCAAAUGAGUUGAAAGUGCCAUUUGAUUUGGACAAGUUCACUGGCUUGGCUAGUCGGGGUGUGUAUGAAGCAAUGUUAAGGGGUUAUAUUAAAGGAGGGAGCCUGAAGCUUGCUUUGAAGCUACUUUCAAUGGCUAAGGAAUCUAACAGAGUGCUUGAUACUGGGGUGUAUGCUAAGCUAAUCUUAGAGCUUGGUAAGGAUCCUGAUAAAAGCAGACUUGUUUUGGUAUUAUUAGAGGAGCUUGCUGUGAGAGAUGAUCUGAAUUUGACACCACAGGACUGUACAGCUAUCAUGAAGAUUUGCAUUAGGCUGGGAAGAUUUGAGAUCGUGGAGGGACUAUAUGACUGGUUCAGGAAAUCUGGUGGUAAUCCAAGUGUAGUUAUGUAUACUACUCUGAUUCACUGUCGUUAUUCAGCGAACAAAUAUAGGGAAGCAAUAGACAUGCUAUGGGAAAUGGAGGCUUCAAAUUGCCUUUUUGAUCUUCCAGCUUAUCGUGUAGUGAUUAAGCUUUUUGUUGCUUUGAACGAUCUCUCAAGGGCUGUACGCUAUUUCUCUAAACUUAAGGAAGCAGGUUUUAGUCCAACUUUUGACAUAUACUGCAGCUUGAUCAAAGUUUAUAUGGCUUCUGGAAGGGUGGCUAAGUGCAAGGAUAUCUGCAAGGAGGCAGAGAUGGCUGGAUUCAGGUUUGACGAAAAUACAUUGUUAAAGUUGCAACAAUAAAACUUGUUGCAUCUUAUGAUGUAUUUUCAUGUAAUUUAGAGUUCCUGUUGUUUAAAUCCAUACCUUAAUCCCACCCCUCUCCUCACUUGCAUAGUAACUAGUGGCAUCCCUAGGUUCUUGUAACUUUUCCUUUUUCCACCAUUAGGUAUCUUAUAAUGAUGUUGCAAUAGAACUUAUGAAAAGUGGACAAGAAAAAGCAGUAUCAUUUGUUCAUAA
Messenger RNA from Solanum pennellii, 1903 nucleotides. Its product is annotated as pentatricopeptide repeat-containing protein At2g01860. Lineage: Eukaryota; Viridiplantae; Streptophyta; Magnoliopsida; Solanales; Solanaceae. The transcript has a single exon. The record is from RefSeq and is a predicted model, not a curated record. The coding region runs from base 164 to 1687 and encodes 507 amino acids. Gene Ontology annotation, molecular function: protein binding.